UUUGUUUUUGUUGUUUUUUUCUCCUAGCAGGUGGGGUUGGUUUAUUAAUUAACCAGAAUUCAGUGAUGGAGUGAGCAGAUUUUGGAGAAAAACCAAACACACUACACUAAAAAUCAAUCAAAACUGUCACAAACGCAAGAAGAAACGUGUCAUGCAGUAGCUGCACCCCAAACUGUUUGAACAAAGUACGAAACCAAACCAAGUGAUCGAUCAUCACUUGUUUUUGUCUUCGCACGUUGCUUUCGUUUCCUUGUACAUAUGUACACAAUCUUCUCCUACAAUCGUGCUCUUUUGGUCCUAAAUCAAAUUAUGCAGCACAGAUCUCAUUCAUUGUCCCACUGAUUUCGCUAUGUGCAAGUGGGGGGGAAGAGAAGACUCCACUUUCCUUUCAUUUUCCUUGAUUGACCCGAAUCUCCUUCAAGGAAAGUAAAGAUCUCUUUUCAAAAGGGUUGAUUCGGAUUGCAUGGUACCGAGAGUUUUUGUUUUUUAUGCUUUAUAACCCGCAUUGGUUUCAUCAAUGUAUGGUUUUGUGAAUGAUUCUGUUUGCGGAAACAUGGCAUUGGCUUUUGGUUCUCUGAGGGUUUUCAUCUGCAGCUAUGUGCUCUAUUCGUUUGGGUUGAUACAAAGAUACAUCAUCAGGUUUUUUCAUGGAGGUGAUCCGAAAAGCGAGGUUAUUGUUCCGGAACCAUUGUCACUAGAAGAUGAAUCAGAGAGGUACCAGAUUCCUGGUUUUGGAGAAGAGCUGGCUAAUUUUCUGUUUUGGAGUGAAGAUUUUCAUGGAGGAAGUGAAGAGAGGGGUGGGGAAACAGAGUGCUCUGCUUUCUUGGAGAAUAUUCCUGAAGAAAUUGAGGAAAUAGAUGGAGAAACAGAGUUCUCAGAUUGCCACUCUGAAAUUUGUGAAGAUGAUAUGGAUAGUGGAAAAGAGGAAAAUGAAUCUGAUAUCAUGGAGAGUGAUGCUGCUAACUCUGUUGUUCAUGAUGAUGGUAAGGAAAAUGGUGGAGAAACAGAGGAGUUUGUUUCCAUGGAAAACAACUCUGAUGUUCAUGAAGAUGGUAAGGAAAUAGAUGAAGAUGAAACAAAGAGUUCUGUUACUAUUGAGAAUGUCUCUAAUCUUCAUCGUGAUAGUAUGAGGAAAGAAGAAGAAAAAGAUGAAGAAAUAGGAGGAGCUAUUAUAGUUCAGAAUUACUCUGAUGUCCAUGAAGAUGGAGUGGAAAUUGUUGAAAAUGAAACAGAUUGCUCUGUUUUCAUGGAGAAUGUCUCUGGUGAAAAUGAAAAUGUCAACAAAUUAGAUGAAUAUGAAACAGAGAGCUCUGUUUUCAAGGAUCAUGAGCCUAAUCUCCAUGAUGAAGGCAAGGGAGAUGAAGAAACAGAGAAGUUUUCAGGUAGAGAAGCUAUCAGUGCCUUCAUGGAAGAGCCAACAACAUUAAGAUUCAGUUUUCGAGACUUUUACAUGAGUCCAGCUGUUUCAUCCGCUUCUGAUGACUCAUAUGCCAAUGCUGAAAUUGUUGCUGAUAAGGAGUUUUCAGAGCUUGAUUCAGAGAAAGACAGUGUAGCAGCUCAAGAAGAAGAAGUGGAAUCUGUUCAAGAGCAGUUUUCACUCCCUUCCACCACUAUUCCACUUCACUUUGGGAAUGAAGUGUUUGGUGAAACUGAUUCAUCAGAUGAAGAUUACUUCCUUUUCAAUGAAAACUCAGUAACAUCUGAUUCAGAGUCAGAAUCAUCUAGCUCAAGUGGUCUAAUCUGGGGCAUCAGUGACAAAAUCGAUGAUUCAAUUUCAUACCAGUUUCUGGGUGGUAAAAUUGUCGGUGAAGGAUUUGAGCCUGAGAUUCUGAAGCUUAUUAUGAGAGAGGAAAGACCAGAGGAUAUGGAUGAAAAGCAAUCUUCACUUGAUAGAAAUUUUUCAGAAUUUGGAUUUCAUGGUGUUUAUUCUGAAGAUGGGUAUAUUGAAAUAGAACCUGGCAUGAAGAGCUUUAAGUCAUUGAAUGUGCAUGAUUUUGGUGAUGUACCAGAAUCUGAUGAGCAAGAUGAGGAUGAUUUUGAAUGGGAGCAUGAGGAUAUAGUGGAACAGCUGAAAGUGGAACUGAGAAAUUCAAGGCAAGGAGGACUUCCCACAAUCAUAGAAGAUGAAGAGGAUGAGGAAACUGAGUCCCCAAAAGUGGUUGAAAAACUAAGACCACUGAAAAUUGAAGAGAAGCUCGAAUACAAGGAUCAAAUUGCUGAAAUUGAAAAGGUUUACAAGAUCUAUGCAGAGAAAAUGCGGAAACUGGAUAUCUUGAAUUACCAGACCAUGCAUGCAUUAGGUCUUCUUCAUCUAAAAGACCCUCUUAAAUCAAUUUCAAUACCAAAAUCCACCAUCUCAGGUGCUAAGCCUGUAAUCUCUCAGAAUUUGUGGCCACGCAAAGCGGCAAAGAACAUAUCUGACCCACUGCUUAAGCUUGUUCAUGACCUGCAUAGAGAUUUGGAACUGGUUUAUGUCGGGCAGGUUUGCCUCUCCUGGGAAAUCCUGUGUUGGCAACACCAGAAAGCCAUUGAAUUGCAAGAGUAUGAUUCACAAGGGUCUCACAGGUACAACCAUGUUGCUGGUGAGUUUCAACUUUUUCAAGUCCUGGUGCAGAGAUUCAUAGAGAAUGAACCAUUUCAAGGUGGCCCUAGGAUUCAGAAUUAUGUCAAGAACCGUUGCGUGAUUCGGAACCUGCUCCAAGUUCCAGCCAUUAAAGAUGAUAGUAAAGGGGGUGAGGAGGAGGAUGCUAUUGCAAGUGGAAGGUUAGAAGAUAUCAUCAAGGAAUCCAUGAGAGUGUUCUGGGAAUUUGUCCGCGCAGAUAAAGAUUAUGGGAAUGUGGUUCUUAAAGUUCCUAAGCAUAUUGGAACUGAUCUCAAAGACCCGGCAAUUUCAAAUCUUCUCGUGGAUAUUCGAACGCAAUUACAAAAGAAGGAGAAAAAGCUCAAGGACAUUGUGAGAAUUGGGAAUUGCAUAGUGAAGAAGUUCCAAAAGCACCAUGAGGAUCCACUUGAUCAUGAGCAGCUAGUAGCUCAGGUUGGGUUGAGAUUGAUUUCAAGGGUGGUAAACGUGUCAAAGUUGAGAAAAGAACAGAUAAUAUGGUGCCAUGAAAAAUUGCACCGAAUCAAAUUUUUGAGCAGGAAGAUCGUCCAGAAAAGGAGGGGGAGAAGAAAUGAAAGCAGUGGUGCAGUGAGUGAGUGGCUUGCAUCAUAGUUAUGGAUUCUGAAGAAGUGUUGGAUAAAACCAAAUGUUAAUAUGUCUACUAUGGUGUUAAAAAUUUGUGCUCCUCAAUUCUCCUUUUGAAACAUGUACUUUCUAUGGGUGUGGAUGAAUAGAGGUUGACUCACGAACAUUAUCGCCCAAACACUAUAUCAAUUCUGGUUUUUGGUUUACAGAUGUUCAAAUUAGUGAACCCAAACCGAAACAAGCUUCAUACAUUGAGUUUUCUAAAUCAGCUUUGACAAUCCUCUUCUAUUUUAAUUUCACCCUAGCCCUAUCCCUUGGCUCCUCACUCAUCAUCUACCACCCUCACCCUCUCUGUCUCCUUCAGCCACCAGAUCCGCCUCCCUCCACCUUUGCCACUCGAUCUCACUGUCGCACUACCGCCUCAUUGGUGCUCUAUUGUGAGCCGCACCCCCCAUUGUAGCUUUGUCGCAAGUUGCACCCUUCAUCCUAGUUUGGCUACAAGUCAUCGCCCUACAACUACUCCGUCGCGAGUCGCCGACCUAUUGCAGUUCUUCCAUGAGCAGUUGCACCACUUCCGCUUCGUCGCCAUGUUUUGUAUAGAGUCUCUAAUGACUUGACUUUUAGAUCUCCAAACACAUUUAGCCUGAGAGACAUCACCGAUCAUGCUCAAUCUUUGAACUCCAAACUCGUUUAACUAUGUUUUGCAUUAAUCUUAUGGUUAGAAGUGUAGUCACAACUCUCGAAUCUCGGUAAAAUCAUCGAUCAUCGGCUAGUCAAUUAAUUGAUAGAGCUAGAUUUCCAAUUCUGGUCGAUGAUGCAUCAACACACAAGAAGAGAAGAUAUGUUGUUUGAUGACCGCACAAAUAAGUUGAAAAACAUGAGAU
Messenger RNA from Lotus japonicus, 4068 nucleotides. RefSeq lists its product as uncharacterized. The transcript has 6 exons. NCBI's taxonomy places the organism in Eukaryota, Viridiplantae, Streptophyta, Magnoliopsida, Fabales, Fabaceae. The record is from RefSeq and is a predicted model, not a curated record. Bases 518 to 3211 code for a protein of 897 amino acids.